This is a messenger RNA of Seriola dumerili (greater amberjack), 1366 nucleotides long. RefSeq names its product E3 ubiquitin-protein ligase TRIM39-like. The record is from RefSeq and is a predicted model, not a curated record. Bases 48 to 1349 code for a protein of 433 amino acids. Gene Ontology annotation, molecular function: protein binding. NCBI's taxonomy places the organism in Eukaryota, Metazoa, Chordata, Actinopteri, Carangiformes, Carangidae. The transcript has 10 exons.
AGAGCUGCACCACUGCUCUCUCAGACAAAAGGAGUGAGGACGCCACCAUGGAGGUGAAGAGCAUCCUGAAAGCUAAAAAAAAGGUUAGCUUGCUGCCGGCGUUGGAGGUCAGCAUUACCACCCAGAGCAGCUCCAUCGGGGCUGUACGCUGGACAUUGCCUGAGGAGAAUCUCCAGGCCCACAGCUCGGCCCCCAGCAGACCUGCCAACCCCAACAUAAACAAACACACACAGCAAUAUCCUCGUCAGAACAGCCUGAAGGAUCUGCGCAGCCUGCAGGAGUGUGUGCAGUUCAUCCAACUCUGGAAAGAGCAAGUGGACCAAGUCUGCAAGGGUGGAAGUGAUCCAGAGGAAGGCACCAGUACGAAAGAGGCCCAGAGCUCAGACCGGUGGAUUGAGCGCAGUCUUGAGGAGAGCAGGAAACUGAUCCUGGAGUGGGCUGACGAACUCCAUCAUGUCGACAAGCUCCUGAAGGAAACACCGUGGGCAUCUGAGAGUCAAGACCAUGAAGAUAAGGAUGCCAAUGAGGAAGCACAGCAGAGGAUCAUGGAGUGGGCAAAAGAGCUGCAGACGGCGGGUGAGAGUUGUGGCGUGCAGAGUGACGAGCUGGGUAAAGUGUUGCGUCUGCUGGGACUGAAGAAGAAACGCCUGGUCAACCUGCUGGCUCUGAUGGAGUUCAUCACUUGGUCUCUGCUCAAGGAAGACAGCAUGAGCAUGGUUCCACAGUUAUGGUUACUGGCAAAGCAGAGGACCUGGAAAGCAGGAACUCCAAGAUACAUCCCCAACUCAGUUUGGAGUUGGAUUUGCAGUGCAGCAGCUGAUGUGAUUCUUGACCCCAUGACCAACCACCCGUGGCUGCUGCUGUCAGAAGACCAGCGUAAGGUCCAGGAGGGCCUCACACCAUCCGACCUUUCCUACAGCUCCCAGCGCUUCGACAGCUGGCCAUGCGUGCUGGGAUGGGAGGGCUACAGCAGCGGCCGCCACUACUGGGAGGUGGACAUAGCCAACAAUGGCUACUGGCGCCUGGGACUGGCCACCGCCGACUCCAAACGGCAGGGGCGCUUCCCCAUGACCCCAAAGCAUGGCUACUGGGCCCUGUGGCGCAGCACACACCAGUUCUACGCCUGCGCCAAACCAGAAGUGCCGCUGCCGAUCGGCCUUGUGCCUCGACGCAUGGGGAUCUACUUAGACUAUGAAGAAGGCCAGAUCUCCUUCUACAACGCAGAAACAAAGUCCCACAUCUACACCUUCACUGGGACCUUCAGGGGGAAGCUGUACCCUCUGUUCGCCCCGCUGGAUGGCCGCACACUCAUGAGAAUCAUCCCACCCGAUAACAUCUCUGUAAACUGAGAGACAUGGACCUUAAU